Messenger RNA from Patiria miniata (bat star), 4100 nucleotides. RefSeq names its product elongation of very long chain fatty acids protein 6-like. Gene Ontology annotation, molecular function: fatty acid elongase activity. Gene Ontology annotation, biological process: fatty acid elongation, polyunsaturated fatty acid; fatty acid elongation, monounsaturated fatty acid; very long-chain fatty acid biosynthetic process. Lineage: Eukaryota; Metazoa; Echinodermata; Asteroidea; Valvatida; Asterinidae. Gene Ontology annotation, cellular component: endoplasmic reticulum membrane. The record is from RefSeq and is a predicted model, not a curated record. The coding region runs from base 687 to 1613 and encodes 308 amino acids. The transcript has a single exon.
AGUGUACUUUUACCGUUUUUAUUCAGCCGCCUGCAUACCAUGCGUCGUUUGCCCGACCUUUGAACCCGUCUUCGAUUCACUGUCGCUAGGGCUGCCCCAAGUGCGAGCAUUAUUAUGCAAACACGCAUCACUGCUUCCAUGGAACGAUUGUGUGUGGCAGGUUGGAUAAAUAGACAACCGUAAGCUCUUUAUUUCUGUUGGUGGUCCAAUUGUUAACUCGGAGCCGAUCGAAACUAGGCCAGACAAUUUAACUGGAAGGACUGCAUAAACGGACUGUUGGCUAUAGGACAAAGAUUUGGCAUUUACAGCGCGCACAUUUUGUGUGAAGGAUUCCGAGGGAUAAUAUUUCAAAGGCUUUUGGCAUUAUAGCACCAGGAGAAGGGCGUUGGCAGCCGCAGCACGCGUGAUUUGGACUUUAUACUGCAUAAUCUAUGCGUACCAGCGCAGUGGCAGUGUAUGAAUGAACAUAUUGAAUGGACUUUGCUAUUAAAAUAGGCAUAUGACCCUAUAAAUUGGCGGCAACUGUGUGCUGUGAAACUGAAUUCACCCGAUCCAAUUAUUCUCGAGUUGGCUGUGUGCCAUCGUAUCCAGCCGAGCACGUUUGACUCUAUCUACGGUUGCUCAUUUCGUUGGCUGCACGGUUGCUGGGGGUUUUUUUCUUGGCGUGGGAGGAAGUGGUAUCAAACAUGCUGGACCAUAUUGAUCCCGUUUUCCAGCAAGCCGUCUUCUCCUUCGAGGAAGACUUCGACCACCGGCCAUGGGUCAAAAUCAUGGAGACCCACUGGGUGGACUCCAUCUACGCCAGUAUGAUCUACGUGGUGGUCAUCUUCGGUCUCCAGUGGUUCAUGAGAGACCGGGCCAAGCUGGACCUGCGCCGCCCCUUGGUGCUAUGGUCCCUGGGCCUGGCCAUCUUCAGCAACCUCUGCGCCUUCAGAUUAUGGCAGGAGCUCUUUCUCUACAAGAACCUGUACGGCUGGAAGUCCACCAUGUGCGAGGCCGACAUUGGCUACUCGGGCGUCAACGGAUUCUGGUCCCUACUCUUCGUCUUGUCCAAGCUGCCUGAGCUCGGCGAUACCCUGUUCAUCGUGCUGCGUAAGCAGAAGCUCAUCUUCCUUCACUGGUACCACCACAUCACCGUCAUGGUCUUCUCGUGGUACAGCUACCCGCUACUGGUCGCCCCGGGGAGGUACUUCAUCCUCGUCAACUGCUCCGUCCACGCCAUCAUGUACACCUACUACGCCCUGCGGGCCUCCCGUCUGGUUCGUAUACCCCGUUUUAUCAACGUGAGCAUCACCCUCAUCCAGAUGUCGCAGAUGAUCGUGGGCGUCGUGGUCAACACCUUGGCUUACUACUACCGCUCCCAUGGAGACUUCUGCUCCACCACGGAUCGCAACCUCCACGUCGCCCUGCUGAUGUACUCCAGCUACUUCUUCCUCUUCGCUCACUAUUUCUACCAAGCCUACUUCGUCCGGGCCCCGGCCAAGCCGUCGCCUAAACCGGCCCUGGAGAAGGAGAGCAAUGGGGUGGCGUACUCCAACGGGGUCCACGCCAACGGAGCUAAGCACUCGAAUGGGGUACACGCCAACGGGGUGAAUACAUUCAAAAUUGAUUAAUACAAUUAUCUCAGUGGCGGAUCCAUGCUUUGGAAGAUGGGGGCGUUUUCUCCCCACCUUUGGACGAAUAAUUGUCGGUGGGAUUAAAAAAGCAUAAAGAUGACGAUUACCCCAACAAUCAGAUGUUCCCAAAGUGUGGCUCUGCAACUGGGUGCAAAAUAAUAAUUGAAAUAUUGAUACCUUACUGUGUAAAGAUUCUGCCUUAAUUUUUUUUCUAAGAAAAAAAAUAGAUUUUUGAAAUUAUCUAUAGGAAACAUUCUUGUAAGGGCUUCAAUAAUCGCAACUGUGUUGGGGUUCUUACACCGUAUGCAAAAAGGGGGAAAUAUAAAUAUGAAGAAGAAAUGUCAGUUUUGUAAAAACAAAAAUAUACAAAAUGAAAAAUUAAAAUAAUUAUUGUUAGUCUGUAAAAGAACAUUGAAUCGGUUUACUAUAUCUUGAUUAAAAAGUUAUUGUGAAUAACUGUAUACAUGGGGUUGUUGAGGAAGGUUUAACAAAAACAGUUGUGUGUACAAAAAGGUAUAUUCGGUCAAAAUUAAUUGGGUUAAUUGAUUAAUUGGCCUAAAUUCUGGGGGAAAAGUUGUUUGUAAGCACAAUUCCUUCAUUUAAAUAAUUCUGACAAUCACCGCAGCUGAAUUUCAAAAACAAGGAUAACUUUUUAAAUAUAGCUUAUUUUUUCAUAUUAUGAAAGGUUUAGUCAAGUACGCAAAAAAACAUUUCACGGCACUUAAUGACAUUUUUAAAGCAUAUAAGCUUUAAGUCGGUUUAAGAGUGACCAUCAAGUCAUCUUAAAAUAUUCAUUUACUUCUUUAUUUAUUAGUGAGUAGGAAUUUGUUUUUCAUCUUAUGUUGCCUUUAUAAAUUACCCUUUAUAAAUUAAGUGCCCAUAAUAUAGCUUAAUUAUGAAACUACAUGUAUUUUCUCAUUACUAGUUUCAGUGUGAAUUUUAGGGAAAUUCCUUUCGUUCAAAUAUUUUUUAUGGUUAUGGCCAACUUUGUAUUAUUGUAGGUGCUAUAAAAAAUACAAAUGUAAAAUGUAACGACAUAUAUUGUCGGUGCGUGCCCCUAUAUGGUAAAAUGAUGCUCCACUGAAUGGAUAAUCUCGGCUGUUAAACAUCAACCGAGGUCUAAUCGAUGUGGAGUUAAUUAUCAAACGUUUAUUUGUGAAUGGUAAACCCGCGUGUCGUGAGUCAUUGGGACGCACUGACGUAUGAAGUGAACUUCUCACGCCAAUGCCGAACCUAGGAAUUUGUUUCCUUGGCGACGACCGAGCGUUAAUUAACUGGGCUAUCGGUAUAGAUAUGAUUAUACUUUCAACUUAGUUUGUGGCUUUGCUCCGAGAUGGCUGAAUGUAUAACUAAACUACUACAUGUAUAACUAAACUACUACAUGUAUUACAAACUAAGUUUAGUUAUAACUAGAACAUUAUUCUCUACCGUUUUGUAUGUGGACCAGGUCCCGCCCUCAAAAGUGGGAUAUUCUGGGAUGAUACAGUGAUAAUACGGGAGUAUAAAUUAAUUCUGGGUCUUAUAUUCACGUUUAUCUAGGAGCAUGAUUCUGAAUUUUUAUAAAUAUACAACUCUUGCAUGUACCAAACGGCACUUUCUUUGUACAGAAAAAGGCAAGAAGCCAUAUUUUAAAAGAAAAUAAAGUCAUACAUGUAGUAACUAUGAUCAGUCUAAUUCUAUAGCUACUUCAAUCAUGUCAAGUGUAAGCCUUUCGAAACCUGAUGUAGAUGGAUUUGGGGGUUUAAUAAUUGGGUUAAAAAAAUAAUAUCAAAGUUAUUUCACAUGAUUAUAUUAGACAUCUGCCAAGGACGAUGAUUCGUAUAUUCUGCACUGAUAAAAAGUGUUGCCAUAUCAACACGGAUUACAAUGGGGGAAAAAGGGGGACAUAUUGUGUAGUUAGAUUUUUGAUCACACAUUAAAAAAGGAGCAACUUAUGCCUUCAUUUUAGCGUACGCCGGGUAUGUCUGGGAUGUUGACUUAAGAGUGGACUUGUACUUUGAUUCGUCAAACACUCUACAGGUGCUUAAUAAUGAUAACCGAAGGAGCUGUAGUUUUGUCGUUUAGGAAGAACUGAUUGUAAGAUUUGUUUUUGGGUUGAACAGUGGCUGGAUAAAAUGAUAAAUGUAAAGGAGGUUUUCGUCAAGGGACGCUGGGGUGGUCUGCAUGAUUUAUCACGAAGAUCGCGCGAUGAAGCGGGUUCUUAUCCGACCUUGCCCCAUUUGUGAUCAACCAGCCAAUUUUUUUUUGUAGAUUUUUUGGGCAUUAAUUUCGAAAUCACGAUACCGCCAAACGAUCUGAAGUUGCGGACUUCAACCUUCCGGCGGGAUGGUAACGGCAUCUGACUCAUCAGAGUCACAUGACCUUCAUAGCUAUUACAAUCUUAGUGUUCUGAUGGGAACUGGUUCUUGUUGGUCAACCUCAUUAUGCAUGCACACUGGACUUUGCAUAGUUCUUCACAUUCACAAUAAAAGUCCCCACUCCAUA